AUGAUGCGCGAGAGCAUCUAUACACCACUAAUCCUGGCCAUGGGCGCCACCCUCGUCUUGGGAGCCCACAACCACCACAAACAUCACCAUGGAAAGAUCAAGCCGCAUGUUCAAAUGGAGCCUAGAGACUUGAACUGGAUCGACCACGUUCCCGCAGAUAUGAAUGUGGAGAUUCGCACCCUGACGACCACUGUCUUUAAAGACUGUAUUCCCACCAACACUAGAUAUGUUACUACGACUAUUUUCGAGGACUAUCCCGAGCCUACUGCUAUUCCUCCCAAGCCCAUUGCUUCCCAAGAGUUGCCAAUGGCCGCUAUCCCUCGGCCGUUGCCAGUUGAAAGUGUUCUCGAACCAGCAACAGCUACAAUCCAAGCUAUUCCGCCGAAGUUCUCUGCGAUUGAAGCACCGCAGCAGCCAGUCUCUUCAAUUACAUCAGAAACCGCCUCCCAGUUCGAACCUAUGGACCUCCAGUCCAACCAUAUCGAGGCAUCCGUGUCUCAAACACUAGCUCAUGAGGAGACAACCACCAUACACAUGACCAAGACAAUCACAGACAUGGAAACAGCCGCCCCAAGCGUCUCCAAUAGCAAGCCAGCCUCGUCUUCCAACCUUGAAGCACCCUCACCAUCCGAGACCUCGGCAGAGGAGCGUCCAUUACCCAAUGGUCCUAAAACAGACUCGGCCCCCCAUAAUCCCAACCUUCUCCAAUCGAUUCCGAAAAUCUUGCCAGACAACCCGACAGACAUACUCCCCCACCUUCCCGUUUCUGGACUCGACAACGUCCUCCACCCCGAUGGACCCGCCAUUCCAGAAGGUAUGCAAUGGACAGACCUUCCCGCCAACAACGACUUCUCGACCCGCCGUUUCGGUGGUCACAGCAAGCCAGCCGGAACACUCAUCGAAUAUCACGGGAAUGUCGGAGUACCCUGGGGCAGCAACAUCAUCGAAGUCAGUCCAACAGAGGCCCACCGGUACAAGUACGUGGCUCAAUUCACCGGCUCCAACACUGAGCCCUGGACAGUGAUUGUCUGGAACAAGAUCGGGCCCGACGGCAAGAUGGACGGGUGGUAUGGUAACUCUGCCCUGACUUUUAUCCUGGCACCCGACGAGACGAAGUACAUCGCCUUUGACGAAGAUUCCAUCGGUGCAUGGGGCGCUGCACCCGGAACAAAGGGCCUUCCGACGGACGAUUUUGGUGGAUAUACCUCUACCUGGGGCGAGUUUAGUUUCGGCGAUAUCGAGAAUAAUGGCUGGUCUGGUUGGGAUGUAUCUGCCAUCCAAGCGCAAAUUGCGAAGCAGAAGGUAGAGGGGAUGCGGAUAUGCAUGGCUGAUGGGAAAGGAUGCUCUAUACUCACCCCGGGCGCGAAGAAGGUCAUUAAUGCAUAUACCGAGUCAAAGAAGCACCAUGAUGGUAUUGGUGGUGCAGCGCCGCCGGGACCGGUCCGGUUGGCUGUCGACCUGGACUAUACGGAAUAA
Penicillium waksmanii is the source of this 1476-nucleotide messenger RNA. RefSeq lists its product as uncharacterized. The coding region runs from base 1 to 1476 and encodes 491 amino acids. The record is from RefSeq and is a predicted model, not a curated record. The transcript has a single exon. Gene Ontology annotation, molecular function: IgE binding. Gene Ontology annotation, cellular component: extracellular region. Lineage: Eukaryota; Fungi; Ascomycota; Eurotiomycetes; Eurotiales; Aspergillaceae.